CACCCUAGAGAAGUAUUCGAAUCCCGCCGUCUUUUCUUCCGACACGCUCGUUCAUCUCUUCCUCAUCUCCUUCGUUCUCCUUCUCCCCUCUUCUUGUUGCUUUAGCUUCGUGCGAAACCCUAGGGUGCGAAUCGCGAGGUCCUCUAAUGGCGAGGCGCGAGCUCUCGAACACGCUCAGGAACCUCAAGUUUAUGCAGAGGGCCGCAGCAGUUCAAAAGUUGGAGAAACCGAAGGAAGAGGAGGAGGAGGAGGUGGAUGAGGAGGAGGAGAGGGUUAAGAAGGAUGCGUUCUCCGGCGCUUUCUCUCGCCCAGUUAGAAAGUGCAUUGUAAUAAUGGAAGGGGAUCCUCAACCAGGAGCAUUAAAAGGUCGGAUGUCAUUUCAGAGUUUUAAUCCUUCUAUCGAAAAAUUAAAUGAAGAGGCAGCAACCAUCCGUCAGACGCAAACAUCUUCCUCAAGUGCUUAUCAUCGAAAUGGUGGAAAUUCCGACAGAAUAGAUGGUGUUUCUACAAUAGGAUCAAGAGACUCAAAUGCAUCUAGCCCAGAAGAUGCCUCUGAAAUGGAUCUAAAAAGAAAGCAGCCUGAAACUGAGAUGGAAACAGUGUCUCCUAAUAAGCUGCUUAAGAGUGACAGUUCUGAUUUCGAUGGGCAGUCGUCGUCCAAAAGUAGUAAAAAAGGAUCUCAUAAGACGCAGAAGCGCGAGAGGUUUGAUUGGAAUGUUCUCAGACCGCCAAAACCUGCUAAUAAAAGUUAGGUUCGAUUACGUUGUUGUACUUUCAUAUUUAUGUAGUUCUUCAGUCACAUUUGGAAGUUCUUUUUCAUGAUAUUAAUUGAUCUUACAUAAUUUGUGGACUUUUUUGUUACUUGAUCCAUAAAUAGUUUAUCAAGCUUUCUAGUGUUGCGCUCUAGUUCUUUGACAUAAUUUA
This is a messenger RNA of Ananas comosus (pineapple), 924 nucleotides long. RefSeq lists its product as uncharacterized. NCBI's taxonomy places the organism in Eukaryota, Viridiplantae, Streptophyta, Magnoliopsida, Poales, Bromeliaceae. The transcript has 5 exons. The coding region runs from base 147 to 752 and encodes 201 amino acids. Gene Ontology annotation, biological process: maturation of 5.8S rRNA. The record is from RefSeq and is a predicted model, not a curated record.